This is a messenger RNA of Exophiala mesophila, 2536 nucleotides long. RefSeq lists its product as uncharacterized. The transcript is spliced from 3 exons. The coding region runs from base 100 to 1050 and encodes 316 amino acids. The record is from RefSeq and is a predicted model, not a curated record. Gene Ontology annotation, molecular function: methyltransferase activity. NCBI's taxonomy places the organism in Eukaryota, Fungi, Ascomycota, Eurotiomycetes, Chaetothyriales, Herpotrichiellaceae.
UUUGGGGGCGCGACCUCAGAACUCCAUUUCUCGUAAACCCAAGAGUCGCGUUUUUCCAACAUUCCUUAGAUCAUCCACACAUUGCCCAUCCAGCUUGCCAUGGCCAACAUGGCCCCGGAUUCUGAUGCAGAUUCCGCCUAUGGCGACAGCUUUUUCUCCGACACCACUUCUCUCUCAUCCAGUGUCCUCGAGUAUCAAUACGAGAAUGGGCGCCGGUACCAUAGUUUCAAGGCUGGAAAGUACUUUGCCCCCAACGAUGAACUCGAACAAGAACGCAUGGAUCUCGUCCACCAUGUGCAAUCCAUGGUCUUGGGAGGCGAGCUACACAAAGCGCCUGUCCAGAAUCCAAGACGUAUUCUAGAUCUUGGGACAGGCACCGGAAUCUGGGCCAUCGACAUUGCGGACAAGUUUCCAGAGGCACAGGUCAUCGCCACAGAUCUCAGCCCCAUUCAACCCACCUGGAUUCCUCCAAAUCUACAGUUUCUGGUCGAUGAUGCUGAAGCCGACUGGACCUUUGACGAGCCUUUUGAUUGGAUUCAUAUUCGCAAUAUGGGAGGCUCCAUUGCCGACUGGCCCGCGCUCUUCCGCAAGUGUCUUGACAAUUUGAAACCUGGUGGUUGGAUCGAGAUUGGCGACUUUGAAGUUUGGGGUUCGACCGACGACGACAGUCUUCCGGUUAACAGUGCAUACAAUAGGUGGCAGCACAGCUUGACCGAGGCCGGGGAGAAGAUCGGUCGCACCAUGAACAUCAUCCCCCAAGUCAAGCGAAUGGUUACCGAGGCAGGCUUUGAAAACAUCACAGAAGAUGUCUACAAGAUCCCCCUCUCUCCUUGGCCAAAGGAUAAAAGGCUCAAGGAACUGGGGCGAUACGCAAAUGUACUCAUGACCGAGGCCCUACAAGCCUACAGCCUCGCUCUUUUCACCAGAGUGCUCGGAUGGGAUCAAGUCGAGGUUGAACUCCUUUUGACAGGAGUUCGAGGUGAUCUGCGCAACCUCUCGAUCCAUUUGUACAGUCCAAUACAUUGGGUGUAUGCGCAAAAACCUCUUUGAACAAGAUCGAGCCAAGCAAGCUUGUAGCAACGAUACGAAAAAUGACAUGCCUCGAGUGACGACAUGAUACGACAGGACUAAAAAGAACAUCUGAGCGAAGGGAUUCACGCUUUUCAGAAUUUGCUGGGCACAACCAACUGCCCAUCGUAUGGUCGAUUGGCCACAUACAACAAUGACCCACGCUAUCAAUCAGGAAGGGAUGGGAAUUGGUCGCGCAUGGCACACAAAAGAUCUAGAUCAAGGACUGAAAGAAAGCCGCCGACGGGACACCGCAACGAAGCAAGUGAAGAAAGGCUUGGAAGUAGGCUUCCUCGUUGUGCGCUUUUGAAACAUAUUUCUCCCUCCUUUCCUCACUCCUUGACCCUCAUGUCCAACACCUCCUGAGCCAUUCUCCUAUCCCCUCAAACGCCCAUUUCUUGUCAUCGUUCAAUGUGCCCUCUACCGGCCACGCAGUUCCAAUUCCCUGGCCAAAUACGGUUCUAUAUCGCCACAAUUUAUUGCCAGGGUCCUCGUCCAUUUUUGCGCUCAAAUACCCCACAGUCCAGCUUCCAUCCUUGAUGACUUCCUUACCCGUUACGCUCGCCAACAAAUCUGCCAAUUCAGAGUACGUCACCGUCUGACCAGCAAUAAAGACCACAUCUCGAUGGACAGCGACAUGACUGUCGUCGGGUUUGUCACGAGUGCCAGCAGUAAGAGCAAUCUCGGCCGUCGCUCUGCCGAUGUCCUCUGCAGUGGUGACUGUCAAAGGCGUUUCCCAGCCGCCCACGGGCCUCACACGAAUCCUUUCCCGACCUUGGCCGUCUUCUGGCGGCUCCUUGACCACAACACCCCACGCCUGCUCGAAGAGAAAACUCAUAAACAUUCCACAGGAGAUGAUCUUGUACUUUGUGCGUGUCUGUUCCCGCAACAGGACACGCACGCCACACUGCUCCGCAAACAAGCCAUGUCCAGCCGCUGGCCCAAUCACAUCGUAAUCAAGCCCAAACUGCCAGGGCAGAUACAAGCCGACUUUGGCGUCGAGGACUGCUCGCGCUAGUUUGGUAUAUGUACCCUCAAUUGAGGUCAUACCACCGGCAUGAAUCACAGUGGUGAAGUUGGAUGUUGCAAGAAAUUCAGUCAGCGAUGCGAGCGGCGUGGCUUCCAAGUCCAGUCCGUGAAGGCUGAUUUGAGGCUUAAUCAGCCAGGAUGUUUGUAGAGCCUUUUGCGCAUCUGUCGGAUUCUCUAGGCUUGAGGGUCGCAAUGCAAUUGUCAAUGUGCUGCCCUUGAUGUCCGUGAAGAUUGGAUGCUCCACGAUUGAGCUAAUAAUGGCCUGACCCAGCUCACCAGCGCCGAGCAGUAGGAUCUUGUUUGGUCGGUCGGUGGAGGAAGCAGAGGAGGGAGAGGAGGAUGCCAUGGUUGGUUCUGAGUUGAUUUAGCCAGCAGUUGUUGGUGAAUAGUGGAUGGUGGAUGAAUUAUGUGUCGUUGAUCGUAUCGAGCAGAAUGCCAU